Mycena citricolor is the source of this 4393-nucleotide messenger RNA. NCBI's taxonomy places the organism in Eukaryota, Fungi, Basidiomycota, Agaricomycetes, Agaricales, Mycenaceae. The record is from the annotation of a GenBank genome assembly.
UCUCUCCCUCCGUCGGUAUUCUAGGUCUCGGUCCCUGCUAAUCUACAUGCACUCGCGUCUGUGUUCAAAGGGACUCUCUACGUUCCUGGCCCUCCACUCUUGCUCUCAAUCCCUUCGUCCCCAGGGCGCGCGCUCCUUCUCCCUCUAUCGCCCUAGAUGUCUUCAUAACAUAACGUAUCCUUGUCCGCGGCCGACGCAGCGGCGCUCGAUACACGCCUCCGCGUCGUUACGGGCUCAAAAAAACCCAUAUGAUGUACUCGGUGUUGCCAAGGACGCUAGCGCCGCACAGAUCAAAAAAGCAUACUUUGCGCUCGCCCGCAAGCAUCAUCCCGAUACGAGUACGGAUAAAGGUGCUCAAGAGAAGUUUGUGGAGAUACAAACGGCAUACGAUACAUUGAAGGAUGACACUAAACGACAAAUGUACGAUCAGUAUGGUUCGGCAUCGCAGGAGGCUGGCUUCGACCCAAAUGCGUUCUCAGGCUUUGGAGGCGGUGGCGGCGGCGGGUUCUCUGGCUUCCACGGCUUCAAUGGGUCCUUUUCCGGACAAGAAUCGGAUUUGUUUAGCCAGCUGUUCCAAGGAUUCGGUGGUGCUCGAGCACAAGCUUCGCGGGGUAGUGAUUUAGAGGUCUCAGUGCGCAUUACCUUCCUUGAAGCCUGUAAGGGCACAUCAAGAAAGGUCAACAUCACUCCGGUCGUCGACUGCGCCCCUUGCUCCGGUAGCGGACUGAAGCCUGGUGCCAAGCGCUCGACCUGUCCGACAUGUAAAGGCGAGGGAACGCGUACUUUCGUCAUCGACAGCGGCUUCAAGAUGGCUAGUACAUGCAACACCUGCCAGGGCACCGGGAGCACGGUCCCUCGGAAUUCGGAAUGUGGAAGUUGCGGGGGCGUUGGAAAGGUUCGGUCCAAGACGACCGUGCAAGUUGACAUAACUCCCGGUGUCGAGGACGGGAUGUCACUGCGGCUUCCCCAACGAGGGGAUGCGCCAAUAUCUGGCAAGGGGAGCGCGGGUGACCUGCUCGUGAGGAUACACGUUACGCCUUCGAAAGACUUUACUCGGCAAGGGAAGAACCUGUAUCACCGGACGCGGAUCCCCAUCCAUGUGGCGAUGCUUGGUGGCAAAGUACGGGUCCCGACGUUGGACGGGGACGUGGACGUGCGAGUUCCGUCGGGAACGCAGCAAGACGAAGAGAUGGUUCUGAAAGGUCGAGGGGUGACGUUACCUAAUGGACGGGACGUUGGGGAUCUCUUUGUGGCCUUUUCGGUGCAAUUACCCAGGUCGCUUACCUCUCGGCAGCGGGAACUGAUACAAAUGUACGCGGACGACAUUGAGGGGCGAAGCACGAGCAGGGAUGGCCCCAAGGACGAUUCUGAUGACAAUGGUAUGCUCUCUUUCACUCGCCCACAGGAGGGAUGGUUGAAUCGAGCCUGGGGCCAUGUUCGCAAAUUCACCGGAAUAUGAUUCACCCUCCCUCGGGAGGCCGAACGAACAGGACAGGACGAAAAGCGGAAGGCAACAGCAUAGAAGUAACCUAACUACUACAUUACACCCUUCAUUAGUCGCUGCAAACAGCCCACUCACACAGUGCCUGGCGAGAUGGGAGGAUUGCGCUGCCACGUGGUACAAGCGAGAGUGGGCAGAGGAAUCCAAACAAAUGCAUUUCCUUGUGGGGAACUGCCAUUGCGGCUGCCGACCCUGUCUGGCCAGAAGAACUUGUUGGCAGCGUCGAGUCGUUUCGGGGCCUUAGCCCACUUGGCAACAUUGCGAGCCAGCGGCCCUGGCGUUGUCCCCGCGCUUGGCCAGGAAAAAGAUAUGCCUACACUGUCCUACACACGCAUCCUCAUUGACUGCAGAGAUCUCGACGCCAAAAUCUCGACUGCCUGCUGCCCUCUCCUAAUUCAGUCGGAACGGAGGAAGAGAUCUCGCUAAGCGAGCUCGCCUCUAUGAGAUCUGAGUCUCCAGAUCCAGCAACACUUCUUCGUAGAUUCGGCCUGGCGAAUGUCACCCGAGCAAAUCGAGAUGAAAGCCAGUGGGCAGUCUACUGCUGUACAAUGUUUUCUAUAAAUCGCGACCGCUGCUCGGCCUUGGAAACCAGCGCUCGCCGGAAUGCAGUCCCCAGCCUUGUCGCCCUCGCACUCUCUCGAGCCCUCUUCCUCGACGUGCUCCGUCGCCACACUCAAGACAUUCUCCGAGCCCAUACACGGUCACGACGCGUCGUCGGUGGAGAAAGACAAGCCUGAGCCAGCGUCCAUUCGCAGCCUCGAUACCUGUUCCUCCGAGACGCUCGAUGAAUUUGGCCCAACAUGUCCCCAGCUCUCCACGCUUCGCUUACUUGCGGCCCAUAUCGGUGCGGCGUUGACUCUGUUUCUGGCAACAACAGAUGCUACGAUAGUCUCGACCAGUCUCCCGACAAUCGCGAGUGAGAUGCGUAUGUCGCAGGAUGAAUACGGCUGGGUUGGCAUCGCAUAUAUGCUCACACAAACGGCUCUGCAACCACUGUACGGGCGGAUUUCAGAUCUGGUCGGGCGAAAGAAUGUCCCCAUGCUUCUUGCUGCUCGCGCUGUCGCCGGAAGCGGCGCAGGAGGCAUCGUGGGCUCGGUCUGGGUCAUCACGGCAGAGAUAGUCGCCGUUCGCGAUCGCGCAAAGUGGUCUCAAGCUCUCAGCGUCACGUGGAGCUGCUCCGCCGUCGCUGGCCCGCUGCUGGGCGGUCUCUUCAGCGGAAGCACCGGCGUCCUGAAUUGGAGAUUUGGUUUUUAUCUCAAUCUCCCUGUGGGAUGUUUCGGCUUCGCCGUGAUCGCUCUCGCGCUUCGCGGUGUGCCGCUGAGCAAAGCACCCAAUGCUUCAUGGGAUUCUUUCCUUCGCACGUUCGAUUUCCUGGGGCUCGUCUUGUUUAUGAUUGGCAGCAGUUUCAUCGUGGUUGGAUUCAGUCUGGCCUCCCAGAACGGAUGUAAGCCGUCCCGUCACACCCGUGACUUGCACUACAAGUUCGACAGGGUCGUCCCCCUCGACUCUGUCGUUCAUCUGCUUUGGACUGGCCACGCUCCCGCCGCCUUCAGUGAUCUAAGGACAAGUGCGCCGCCUUUCUUAUUGUUUGCCUUCCCUUCUUCAACUGCCCUAGUCAUCAUUCUAUGGAUCACCUUCUUCCACAACGUUGCAUUCACCGCCGGGACCUUCUAUCUUGCCCUGUUCUAUCAGGCUGCAAACGAUUCGACGCCACUCGAGGCCGGCUACAAGCUGUUGCCAUAUUCUCUUGGAGGGUCCCUGGCAUCGAUGCCUGCUGCCUGGUUCAUGGACUACUGGCAGCGGCGGACACAGACAAGCAAUGGACAACGCUGGGUUGUCUCCGUUGGAUUGCUGAUCGCAACUGUAGGAUUCGGACUGCUGAAUCUGCUCAACGAAAGAUCGACCAUCAUAGCAGAAGUCGUCCCGCUGGUCGCUGGGAUAGGCAUCGGGAUGCUUUUCCAUGCACCAUAUCAGGUGUUCAUCCAAACGCUCAAACGGAGAGACCUCGCGGCCGGCACCAGUGCCUUCUUUCUCGUCCGUUUUACCGGCUCUACUGUCGGACUGGCCAUUGCAGGCGCGAUUUUUGAUGCCAGAGCGUAUGCCCGGCUUCCAUCUGACUUGCUCGAGCGCGGCGGAACAUCUCUUGACUUCUCCCGUCUCCGAGAUCUCCAGCCGCAGACCUACAAACUUGAGAUCUUACAUAUCAUCGCAACAUCGAUCCAGACUGUCUGGACGUUCUGUACACCCUGUCUUGGUGUCUCCUUGCUGCUGUCGCUCCUCCUUCUAUGGGGAAGACGGCCCGAAUCGGUCAUCCAAACUGACGAGAAAUCUGCCGAAUCAGGGAACCCUUAGCGACGUUCCGCAAAUCGGCUAUGACAGACAUGCAAUUCCCACUUUACCGUACCAUCAAUAUGUAUUCUACAGAGUCAAUGAAGGAUAUCCGGACUCAAUCAACCGAGUGAUCUGCGCCUCCCAGUCUCGGAUUUACAUCCCAAAUCAGUCUAGUAUCGAAUAUGUUGCAGGGUGGAGACUGCGCAAUACAGUCCGAACGCAGGGAAACCAAGGAACGCGACAAGGCACUGUCGUCACAGUAUCGGGCUGCAAAAUCACUACAGCCUGCAAGCUUGGACUUCUCGCUUGCUUCGCCAUGCAAGAUGUCCCGCGGGUCUCUUGGCAGCCGAAUCGGACUUACGUAGACCGCGAACGGGGGGCCAGACUCGACUAGAGGCAGGGCCACUGAGACCACCAUUCGAGUAAGUCGGGCUGCAAGUCCGUGCGGCCCGAUCGUCUCACGCGCUGUUCGGAGAAGCGAGAGAUAGGUUGCAUCUCGUUUGCGACCCAUUGCGAAACUUGGCGGAUUUAAUGCGUCCGGACUCCGGAGGUACACAGCGA